Dicentrarchus labrax (European seabass) is the source of this 3037-nucleotide messenger RNA. Its product is annotated as deoxynucleoside triphosphate triphosphohydrolase SAMHD1. The transcript is spliced from 18 exons. Gene Ontology annotation, molecular function: dGTPase activity. NCBI's taxonomy places the organism in Eukaryota, Metazoa, Chordata, Actinopteri, Moronidae. The coding region runs from base 358 to 2076 and encodes 572 amino acids. Gene Ontology annotation, biological process: dGTP catabolic process; regulation of innate immune response; defense response to virus. The record is from RefSeq and is a predicted model, not a curated record. Gene Ontology annotation, cellular component: nucleus.
GUCUUUAUGCCAGGACCUUCUUUACUUGUUAUAUAAAACAUUUCCUCAUAAACAAAUGAGGGAAUGCAAAUUUCUGCAGUAGUUAGGUGGGUGUGGAAGAGACACAAAAGCCAGAUAUUGUUGAACUCUCUUGGUCUUUUCUGCAGAUCUGCCCUGAUCAGCUGUUUUAGCAACAUGAUAUAACAUUGCUCAGUUGACUGUCCCAAUAUAAUUACUGCUUGUUAGAUCAGCAUCAGAAUUAUUGGUGAGACAUAGGUACAGCCACUGACAGAUUCAAAACGCUAAAGAAGACUGACAGUCACCAUUUAGCGUUAAGAAUUGGACUCUGGAAGAAACCAUUGCAUUCAAGAAGAAAAAAUGGCAGAUAAAGAAGAAAACACCACUGUGGAGAAUAACGGCAAUAUGAACCCCAAGCAGAUCCCAGGCAAGGUGUUUAAUGAUCCCAUCCACGGGCAUAUAGAGUUACACCCACUUCUUGUCAAAAUCAUUGACACACCUCAGUUCCAGAGACUACGGAGUAUCAAGCAGCUCGGAGGAGCCUACUUUGUUUACCCUGGAGCAUCCCACAACCGCUUUGAACACUCGAUUGGGGUGGCGCAUUUAGCAGGUAAGCUUGGACAAGCUCUGAAAACAAAGCAGCCAGAUCUCAACAUCACUGACAGAGACAUCCUCUGCGUACAGAUUGCUGGUCUUUGUCAUGAUCUCGGACAUGGGCCAUUUUCCCAUCUGUUUGAUGCAAUGUUCAUCCCUAGAGCACGUCCAGACAAGAAGGAGUGGAAGCAUGAAACUGCUUCUCUGGCCAUGUUUGACCACCUGGUGAAAAGUAAUGGUCUGGAGGUUGAGAUGGAGCAGUAUGGCCUGAUCCCAUCCGAGGAUCUGACCUUCAUCAAGGAGAUGAUUCACAUAGACACCAAGAAAGACCAGGAGAAAACUAGCACAGCUCAAGACCAGAAAAAGUCUCCACAGUGGCCGUAUGAAGGCCGUAAAGAAGACAAGUCCUUCCUCUAUGAAAUCGUGUCCAACAAAGAAAAUGGCAUUGAUGUGGACAAGUUUGACUACUUUGCCAGGGACUGCUACCACCUGGGCGUCCAGAUCAACUUUGACUAUCGUCGCUUCUUAAAGUUUGCCAGGGUGUGUGAGGUGGAUGGCCGGAAGCACAUCUGUGUUAGAGACAAGGAGGAGGAUAAUAUGUCUGAAAUGUUCCACACCAGGCUCUGUCUCCACAGAAGAGCCUACCAGCACAAAGUGAACAAGAUCAUAGAGACUAUGAUCACAGAUGCCUUUUUAAAAGCAGACUCAGUAGAGAACAAUGAAUCAACAAUCACUAUCUACAAAGCCAUUGAUGGCAAGACUGAAAGCACAGAAAAGAAGACUUUCAGACUCUCCAAGGCCAUUGAUGACAUGGAGGCCUACACUAAGCUGACAGAUGCUGUGUUUGAACAAAUACUCAACUGUUCAUCUCGGGCACCCCAGGAGCUGAGGGAUGCAAGAGACAUUCUACGCAGGAUCAUCAAUCGAGACCUCUACAGGUUUCUGGGUGAAACGCGGUUUAAGGUUCCCACUGAGGAAAACAUUUCUGCUAGGAAAAAGGAAUUGGCUGAAGCUCUCGGGCUGACCGAAGAUGACUUUGAGAUUGUGAAAAAAGGAAAAAAUCCUGGUUGGAAAGAGGAAUUGGCUGAAGUUCUCGGUGGCGGGCUGGCCAAAGAUGACUUUAAGAUUGUGGAAAACAUUCCUGCUUUGAAAAGGGAAAUGGCUGAAGCUCUCAGGCUGACUGAAGAUGACUUUGACAUUAGGACCAUUAAAAUGGACUAUGGGAAGAAACACAAGGACCCCAUCGAUCACUUAUAUUUCUACAGCAAGCAUGACACUACCCGCGCAUUCAAGAAGAAGCAUUGUCAGGUGUCCAGGAUUCGCCCAACGUGCUUUUCUGAGCAGCUGGUCAGGUUUGUCUGUAAGAAGGCUGAUCCGAAGGCUGACGAGAAAAAGUUUAAAAAGUGGUGCAAGGCAAAGGACUUUCCAGAGUAUCAGGAUGACAAAAAUCAAUCUGAGCCUUUGGAAGAUGGACAUCAAAACUGAAAACAAGCAAACACUCCCUGGUACUCAUUGGUUCAUGAUUGAAAAUGAUUUAAAUAUUAUAUAAGGUGAGUAUGUUAAUGAGCACAGAGUCUUCUUUAUAAAUGAGAAUGCAUUUGCAUAUUCAGGCCCUGUAGUCUGGUCUUUUAGAGGCCUAAUCAAUAUUAUACAUGUAUCUGUGGUUCAGUUUGAUCAUUUUUAAAUUAGUUUGAUUUUAGACUCCUUUCAUAAUCUAAAGCUGUACGUGUCUGAUUUUAAACUGAAUCACUUCUUAAUAGCAUGUUGUUACUAAAAACAUACCAGAAACAUACUAUUACUCUGUUGUGAACAAUCAAUCAUGGUUACUUAAAAUAUCUUUGUGUGAAACUGAAUAUGUACACAGUACGUUUCACUUAUUUAUUCAUUUAUGCGUCUUCAUGUAUUGUGUGUAUUCCUUAUGAUUGGGGCAAGCUGCAAAGCACUUGCCAACAUAUAUAAUGGAGUUUGUCAUUUAAAGUUUAAUUUGUGGUUAAGGGAUUUCAAAUAUUUUGGUUUUGAUGUUAAUCACGUGAAUUAAUGUGGAAAUUUGAUUAGAUAUUAUUAUGACUGAGUGUUUGAUUUGAGGUAGUUUCUUGUGGUGGUUAUGAAUCCAACGAUUGGCUGUAUCUUUCUUGAACCACAGAAUUUAUCUUUACUUCUUCAAUGUUGAUUUUUUUUCAUUUGUUUUUAAAUAUCUCUUUUAUUGGUGACAUAUUUUAUCAUAUUUUGGUCUUGAAUUAUUCUACCUUUUGAAACUGGCUCUUUUUUUAAUGUAACCAUCUGUAUGCAUGUGGUAAAUGGAAAAUUAUAAAUAUAUAAACAUAUUCUAAAUAUGUAAUGGGGCUAUAAAGGGAAACCUACCAGAGACAAUUAGAAGCUUUAAACUUUAUUCCUAAAGUUGAUAAUAGAUUGUUCUCUACUUGAAAUAAAACUAUUUUUUCCUCUU